Aspergillus bombycis is the source of this 2394-nucleotide messenger RNA. RefSeq names its product putative transcription regulator BDF1. Lineage: Eukaryota; Fungi; Ascomycota; Eurotiomycetes; Eurotiales; Aspergillaceae. The coding region runs from base 1 to 2394 and encodes 797 amino acids. Gene Ontology annotation, biological process: regulation of DNA-templated transcription; chromatin remodeling. Gene Ontology annotation, cellular component: nucleus; chromatin. The transcript has 4 exons. The record is from RefSeq and is a predicted model, not a curated record.
AUGGCGACGCCGCCUCCGGAGGCUGCUCCUAUGGUCAAGGAGGAGAAGCCUCAAUUGCCACCGUCGCCAAAUGGCAUAUCUUCAGUCGAUGUUGGUCGCAAAGAUGUGCAGGGUCUUGUAACUGAUUCUAACCCAGACGCGGCCGCUAAUGAGAAAAGGACCAAUUCGACCAAACCUGCUUCAGUGAAUGGUCAUGAGACUACUGCCACAAACGGAGUCAAUACAACAUCUCCUCCGAAGUCACCGACUGCCCUACCUGAGGAACGCAAAGCGCCGAUCGCGCAAUCUUCGGCGACGGACGAGAUAAAGAAGGAAGCAAUUGGGAAUAGCCUUACCAACUCUAGUGGACAACUGUCUGCCGGUAAUGCUAGUUCUGAUAAUGGUACCACUCAAAAAUCGCAGCCAACGCUAGAUAGCUUAAAGCCAGCGAAAAAGAUGGACGGCAGCAUCCAGGCUCAAGGCUCUGCCGCGAAGACCGAUCUUCCCCAUCAUCCUCCCGCUAGUUCAAAGCCUGAAGGUUCUUCGAACAAUGAUUUAACUACUAAGGCUCCCUCGCUCCCACCUUUGCAGGGUGCUGAUCAGGAAAUGCGAGACGCGCCAGAUGUGCCGAUCUCUCCCACAAAGCUACCUAGGGAACGCGAACCAGACCCAAGAGAUGAACCUGCCGCGAAGCGUACCAAGAUUGGAGGGGAAGCUUCUGGGCCGUCCGGAUUUAAAGCACCCGGUACUCCCGGCCCCAUGGCUGAGCGACGUGCGGAUGCGGCAACGAAUGGUGAUGCGACUAUGACCAGGGUUCAACACAAGUUCCUUCUUAAAGGGAUUCAAAGCCUGAAGCGUAUGCACGACUCACGCUUUUAUCGGGAGCCAGUCGAUCCAGAGAAGAUGAAUAUCCCUCAUUAUCCGCAGAUUAUCAGACAGCCUAUGGAUCUUGGAACCAUUGAGAGACGCCUGAAAAACAACGAGUACAAGUCAGUCAAGGCUGUCAUUGACGAUUUUAACCUCAUGGUUCAAAACUCGUUGACGUUCAAUGGCCCGGAUCAUAUUGUUGCGCAGGAAGGGCAGAAGCUCAAGUCUACCUUUGAAAAGCAGAUGAUUAACUGCCCUAGGACUGAUGAUAUCGAAGAGAAGAAACCGAAGAAGUCUUCUCCUAAGACCUCAGCAGCACGACGGGAACCACGGACAAGUAUAGGGCAAGCUCUCCCACGCCCAACUGGUGGUUCCCCUCAGGCUACAACCUUCGCUUUGGGACCAGAAGGUCUUCCUGUUAUUCGUCGUGAUUCUACCAAUGCUGAUGGACGGCCCAAGCGGUCUAUCCAUCCUCCGAAGCGCGAUCUGCCCUACUCGACGAAACCGAAAAAGAAAAAAUAUCAGUGGGAAUUGAAGUUUUGCCAGGAGGUCCUUGAUGAGCUUCACAAACCAAAACAUUUUAAUUAUGCGGUCCCAUUCUAUCAGCCCGUUGAUCCGGUGGCCCUGAAUAUCCCUACCUACCACAGCAUUAUCAAGAAACCAAUGGAUCUCUCCACUAUGCAGACAAAACUAAAACUGGUCAAUACGAGAACGCCAAAGAGAGAUCCUACAUACCUUGCUGGACAAAAGUUUGAAGAGAUAUUCAACUCCAAGUGGGCUCAGAAGGCACGCUACUUGGAGGCCCAUGAACCGCAUCCUGAGCACCACAGCGGAAAGUCCGAGUCUGAAUCUGAGGAAAGCGACGAAGAUGCGGACGAUAGCGAUGACGACGAAGAACUUCAGCGGCUACAACAGAAGAUUGCUGAAAUGACACGUAAGGUGGAAGUUCUUGCUCAGAAGAAGAAGAAGAAGACACCACCCGGAGCGAAGAAAGCCGGGAAGCUCAAGUCUAGCACGAAGGAUAUAAAGAAGCCUGGAAGCAUGAGUCUGGCGAAGAAGGACAAGAAGAGCAGCAUAAAGCCAUCAAAGCCCGAGAAGCAGCGCUGGGUCACAUAUCAGGAGAAGCAGAUCAUAUCUAAUGGGAUCAGUAGCCUUCCUGAUAAGAAGAUGCAGGAAGCGCUUAAGAUCAUCCAAAGUAACGUUCCGUCUCUCAAGGGCACCCAAGAAACAGAGAUUGAACUCGAUAUUGAUGAGCUGCCCAAUGAUGUAUUACUUAUGCUGCUCAGAUUCGUCAAGAAGAAUGCGCCCCAAGUUAUGGAAGAUGAAGAAGUGGCGACGCCCACUGCUAUGAAUACUGCUGCCGCCCCCAAGCCAAAGAAAAACAAGCCUAUGAGCAAAUUCGAACAGGAGGCUCAGAUCAACAUGCUUGAAAGCAACCUGUCUCGCUUCCAGGGUGGUGGCCGUUCUCCAGAUCCAGUCCCCUCUGUCGAAGCUAACGAAAGUAGCGACGAUUCGGAAGAUGACUCGGAAGAGAGCGAGGAGGAGUAA